AGACAAGCAGUGCGAGGAGCGGACGGCGUUUUUCAAGUCGGAAGGAACAAGCAAGUAUCGGAAGUACUUUCCCACUUUUCUGGGGGAUGCCGUGCGGAUCAUGGACCCGUUGCCCGUGCUGGCCAUGAAGUUUGCGCCGAAGGGCCUGAUAGAAGCUGCGAGCCGAAAUAAAAAAGUCGAGGAUCAUCGCGCGAACGCGAGAAUUAUAGCGCACCGUAAGAAAGGAGGAUCUUCUGUUGAUGUGGAAAGUUCGUGUGCUGGCGGCGAAGCUGGUUCUUGUUAUUCUGAGGACGAUAGAAGCUCAGAAGAUGGCUUAGUGGACGAAGAUUCUGACGACGAACACGCGCGGCGCGAGUUGGAUCGCAAUAUCAACUUGGACCGAC
This is a messenger RNA of Amoebophrya sp. A120, 383 nucleotides long. The record is from the annotation of a GenBank genome assembly. NCBI's taxonomy places the organism in Eukaryota, Dinophyceae, Syndiniales, Amoebophryaceae.